AUGCUAUCAAAUCGGGCAUUUUUCCGAGACAAUCUGGUUGACCUUGGAACUACGUUGAUUGCGCUUACUGCAGAGCAAAUGGUGGCGGACGAAGUGGUACAGAUGAAUGAGUACACAAAGAAGAGCAAUUUUCAGGCAAAGGAGCUGAAUGCGAAAAUAACCACUGAGAAGCUGAAGGCAUAUAAUGGAGAACUUUACUUCACUUCGGGACGAUUUGGGGCUGUGUUCUUGUUGCCAGGUGCAUCGGAACCACAUAAGACCGAUGCGGAUAUGUCGGAAGCGCCAAGCCACACUGAUUAG
Messenger RNA from Strongylus vulgaris, 300 nucleotides. The record is from the annotation of a GenBank genome assembly. Lineage: Eukaryota; Metazoa; Nematoda; Chromadorea; Rhabditida; Strongylidae.